Messenger RNA from Liolophura sinensis, 7391 nucleotides. RefSeq names its product post-GPI attachment to proteins factor 2-like. Gene Ontology annotation, biological process: GPI anchor biosynthetic process. Lineage: Eukaryota; Metazoa; Mollusca; Polyplacophora; Chitonida; Chitonidae. The record is from RefSeq and is a predicted model, not a curated record. Bases 180 to 1028 code for a protein of 282 amino acids. Gene Ontology annotation, cellular component: Golgi membrane; endoplasmic reticulum membrane. The transcript is spliced from 5 exons.
GUAGAAUAUUGUUGACACUUGUAUCCUGAAUAUUUUACUUUCUCUAAAGCAGAACAACAAAUCUUUCAUCCGCUGACUUUAAGUGAAUUCAUGACUGAUGUACCAGUCAUUUAGCUGUUGAUUUUCUGUGCUGUGUGUGAACGAAUCGCUGGAAUUAUACGGUUUACCGUCAAAAAUUUAUGUGCCAAAGACUGGACUCUACUGCAGCCGUAACCAUGGGGAAGACAAAAAAUGAAAGUUUUGACGAAAUCGUGUUGCGAAUUCCUUUCGUACGGAUGGCAGUAGUCACAGUGUCGUUACCAUUAUUUUCACUGUUAUAUUGUCUCAUCACGUCUGUCAUCUUUAAGCCCGAUGAAGUAAAUGAAACUAUGUGUAGCGUUGAUAACUUCAUUCCAUCUGUCAGUGCUGUUACUGGUGUGCAGCCACAGUGUUAUGUUUGGAGAAUCUGUAUUGCUCUUCACUGCACUCCCAGAUUUGCUGUAGCUGUCAUGUACUACAACAUGUAUAAAACGAACAUUCAUUACAUCUCUGAAAAGAACCAACCGCUGUAUCUGAAAUUGAUGCGACUGAACUUCUGGUUGAAUCUUGUGGAAAAUAGCUGUUUGGUUGCUGUGACAUAUAUUUCUAACAGAGAUAAUUAUCCUGUGCAUGAGAAGAUAUUUGUAGUCUUCAUGGUGACCUCUUUGUGUUACAUGCUACUCAAUACAAUCUUAUUCAAAUGGUCCAGACCAGGGCAGAUGACUGAUAUAGAACAAAGGUCAUACUGGUGGAAAAAGGUCUUGUUUAUUGCUAUCAUGAUGUCAACAGUUGGUCUGCUUAUCUUUUUCUACCAACACAGAGUUCUCUGUCUUCCAAGGGCAUUCAGCUGGUUCUCACUGUGUGAGUAUGGGAUAGCCUUUACCAACAUGGGUUACCAUGUUACUGCAGCGUUUGAGUUCAAGGAUAAGAGCAUCGUGGCUGGAUGUGGUCAUAUGGGCCAUACCACCAAUGGGAAACUCGUCAACAAUGACCACAAGAAGAGAGCAUGAUACAGGAAUGUGGCUUAGGUUUUUAGAUUGAUGUAUAUUUAUGUUUUAGCUCAUCUCUUACAAGUUGUCUCUGGAAUGCCAAAUCCCUCUGUUCUCAUUUUGCAUCUAACAGUAGGUCAACAUCGUUACUCGCUCCACACUCCCAUGGUUAAUCAGAUUUAUUUAUCAGUUAAAAUAUGUUGUUUUGUAUUACUGUAUUAGACAUUGAGAGCUCUUUAAGGAGUCAUUCUUUCAUCUAUUCAGCAGACACCUAAUGGCAAUGGUCAGCUGCAUUAAAUGAGCUGGUAUUAAAAGGUUGGUUAAAAUUUACUGGGCACCGUUUUUUGAAAAACUGAAGCUGUUAUGAUUUAAAAGUAGCAUGAUAACCCUGUUGAAUUUUUGUGUAUAUGAUUGUUUAUAUCAGUUGAUUUUGUUUUAACAUAUAAGAAUAAUCAAAAUUUGACGAGUGUUACCAUAAAAUGGUAGACUACUCUAUCUGAUAACAUUUGUGCACAGUAUUCUGUACUUAUCAAGAAUUCUUCCCUAACCAGCUUUUGUUUUAAGUUGUAAUAGGCAUAAGUAUAAGUUAUAGUGUUAACAAAUUUUCAGAAGCCCCAGACAAUGUAUCUGGCAAAAUAAUACUAAGAUGCAGAUAUUUGGAAAGAGGGCUGGGCAUUUCUAGCUAAAUGCACAUGUGAAGCAUUGACUACAUGAUGUGACACCUUUCCAUCAACACUUCCUUAACUUACACCUCAGGUGUAGUUUAUGUGACCAAAAUUAUUAACCUAUUGAUCCUCACAUAAUUAUGAUAUAAGUGCAUUGUGUAUAUAAAACACAUGGCAUACCUAGACCAGUAUGAUUGUGUUAUUAUUGAAGUUUUACCAUUUAUAUUGUGGAUCAGGAAUGUUCUCAAAUCUGUGGUAUUUUGCAAAAGCAGUUUGUUUUAAAUGAGACCUGAUAUUUCAAUCCCGAACAGAAAAUUGUGUGUGAUCCUGCUUCAGUAUCAAAAUGUGAAACGAACCCACAUUUUCUGAUGUCUUUAUGAUGACUGACUAAAGCUUAUAUUUGUAUAUGUUUUCUGCUUUAAUAAUCUGCAUAACAUGUACCCUUGAAUCUGCUGAAUAUGUGUUUGCAUUGGUAAUACGUCCUUCGAUGUCAAGAAAAUAUGUAUUCUUAUACAUCCCUUAUUCUGAUAUUACAUUUUAAAGAAACUGAAGAAUGUCAUUGUACGCUAUAGAAUGCAAAGCAUUUGAAUCAAAACGUUUUAGAACUUGUGCAAUACCUUUGGUGAUAGACAAUGAAAGUCUGUAGUAAAUGUCAACCCUCAUCAGUACUUUGUCAAAAUUCAAUCUUUAUCACAAAUUUAAACUUUCAAAAAGAUUUUUAAUAUUGGUGGGUACAAAUUUUUAACAAUUCAUAUAUUUAAGAAUCUAAGCCUUCAUGCUCCAGUGCAUUGCCACCAUACUCACUGUCAGUCCAUUCUAAAACAAGAAGUUUUGGCCAGGAUAAGUACGUGUAUAUGAUUUGAAUUCAAUCUGCCAAUUAUUCUGAAACAGGCCACUGAUUCAGAUAAGAUUUCUGAUUGCAUACAUGUAUACUGUAAGAAACACUGUACCAUGUGCAUGUUACAUUUGUAUCUCCUGCAUCUCUCAGUAGCUUGAGUGCCCAGAUAUUCUUGCCUUGGAUGGCAUUAACCCAUAGAGGGUGAAGUCUUGGUGAUAUGAUGCAUUGUGUUACUCAGUAGCUUCCAGUGGAAGGAGGAGUCGUUAACGUGUACCCAUCCAACUGAUUUAGAAACAUGUCUGUUGCCUUAUGUGUUGUUGUUGUGAGCUGAAGGAUUCAAUGUAAGCCUGAAGUACAUAUACAUUUGAUAUUUACAGUUUGUGUAGAAUAUGUAGGAAAACCCCUCCAACAGUUUAAUAUCCAAUAUAUACCUAUGUAACGCCUAUAUUUUAAUGACCUGUAUACUUGUGUAAAACUGUUGAUUCUUUCUAAACAUGUACAUGAACCUUUAUGCUCAACCAUUAUAUAUUUUAAAAUUUCUGCAUGGUAGAGACAUGUGUUGUGUGUUCCAUAGAGUACAUAGAUUUCCAUUUUACAAUUUAUAAUCAUUACACAGUAUAUCUGGCCUGAUAUUACAUGUAUUUUCUAAUAUACUGUGCUUGGGCCAAACAUUGCGAGCUUAUACAUUUGUGGCUGGUGAGCCCCCAGUUGUGGCUCAACUGUGAGCAGUGUCUGGUGAGCCUACAAAUUGUGGCUCAACUGUGAGCAGUGUCUGGUGACACACUGUAGACAGUGCCAGGUGAGUUUACAGUGGUGGCGGAACUGUAGACAAUGUUUGGUGAGUUAACAUUUGUGACAGAACUAUAGACAAUGUGUGGGGAGUUCACAGUUGUGACUGAACUGUAGACAAUUUCAGGUAAGCUGAUAGUUGUGGCUGAACUGUAGACAAUGCCAGGUGAGCUUACAGUUGUGGCUGAACUGUAGACAAUGUUUGGUGAGUUAACAGUUGUGGCUGAACUGUAGACAAUUUCAGGUAAGCUUAUAGUUGUGGCUGAACUGUAGACAAUGCCAGGUGAGCUUACAGUUGUGGCUGAACUGUAGACAAUAUCAGGUGAGCGUACAGUUGUGGCUGAACUGUAGACAAUGCCAGGUGAGCUUACAGUUGCGGCUGAACUGUAGACAAUGCCAGGUAAGCUUAUAGUUGUGACUGAACUGUAGACAAUAUCAGGUGAGUUUACAGUUGUGGCUGAACUGUAGACAAUUUCAGGUAAGCUUAUAGUUGUGGCUGAACUGUAGACAAUAUCAGGUGAGCUUACAGUUGUGGCUGAACUGUGGACAAUAUCAGGUAAGCUUACAGUUGUGGCUGAACUGUAGACAAUAUCAGGUGAGCUUUCAGUUGUAGCUGAACUGUAGACAAUACCAUGUGAGCUUACAGUUCUUGGACAAAUGUGACCAAUGUUUGACCUAACACUUGUGGCUCAAAUGUUAUUAAUGCCAGGUGACCUAACAGUUGUGGUUAAACUUUGGGAAUAUCUACAAAGCAUCGUAAUUGUGAAUCUGUUGUGAGGUCAGUGGCUGUUAUUUUGCUUUGAGUAUAGCCUGUAUUGUGAUUACAGGAAAACUGGUGUUACUGGAGCUUGCAGUGAUUGGGUGUCAACUAUUUUGCAAUGUGGAGAGUGGUGAGCAAGCUGUAGGGACUGUUGAGCAUGUUAAUGUUGUACCAUAGCAUUAUCAGGUGUUCUAUUUGAUGGCUCCAGUCAAUACUCGCUAAUUUCUCAUGUGAUGUACUGGUAUAUUGAUUGUUGGUAGCACAUGUAUCUCAUUAUGUAUGUCACUUUGAUGCCAGUGAUUCUGACAAACCAGAAAGGAAUUGUGGCAGGUUAUUACAGGGAUAAUAUGAUUGUGUUGUGACUGUCGUUCUGUGUUUUCAGGGUGUUUCUGUGAUCGUAGUUGUAAGCUUGUUACAUUUUGAUGUUCAUUUAUACAUGUGUACAGAUUCCUCAUGUGAAGAGCCCAUGUACAACUGAUAACUGAUAACAUGUCCAGCUUGAGGUAGAAGAACAAAUUAGCCAGGCUUCUACACAACAUUGAACACUUUCAUAUCUAAUUUUGCCACAACAGCCAGCAGAUAUGGCUACAUUGAGAGCAGUGUGUAGUUCCAAGUAAUUAUUGUGUGCUUUUACAAGACGUUGAUUGGAUCAAUCGUUUUAUCAAGAUAAAAAGCUCUAAACUCGUCUGAAGUUUUCCCCUUAAUAACAGUGUGAUCAAAUGCAGUUCAGCAGGCUGGAAUUAUCAGACAAUAUUAUAUAAGUAUAUUAUUGAUUUGUGUAUUGUUAGUUGUUAUGGCAACAUGUGUAACCUAAUCAAAGGCUUUUAUCAACGAUGCAAGUGAAAGCAUCUUAGAGUAUCAGUAUAAUUUCAGCCUUGCCAAUAGUAUAAAGGUAAAUUUGUAAUCUAUAUUUUCAGCUGUAAAUACUAUAGUGAAUAACAUGUAUAAUAAAAACCGGGCGCAUGCAAAGUCUAAAAGUGUUUAAUGGAAGAUGUACUGGUGGUUUUCAGUAAGUCUCAGAAAUAUUCAAAGAUACAACUAUUACAAUGUGGAAGCUUUAAUACAAGUGACAUUUACAGCUUUCAGAUUUUUUAGAAUUGGUUUCUGUUCUUUUUCUGUGUUGAACAUGCAUUUUGAUGGCAUUAAAACAGCUUUUUGUUACCAAUAUGUAUAUACAAAUAAUCAGAAGUUUUUUUUUUGCGAAUUAAUUUCCAAAUAUAGAACAAAAGUAUUCAGACAUGUUAAAGUCUCACAUACUUUGCUAACGAUAAACAAAUGUGCAUACUUUCUGUAGAUAGUAAGUGAACAAUUCCUUUCAGUGUUAUCAUUGGUUUUUGUUCAAUUGUUCACAUGUAAACUUAAUAGAAGCAUUAAUUAAUUAACCUGAAAAAUAUUCUAUUGAAAAGAUUUUAUGAAAUUGAUCAUUCAGUUUGUAGUUUACAUAUCCAUAUUAGUUAUUGUCACUAAUUGUUAUUUAUUUGAUUGAUGUUUUACCCAAUACUCAAGAAUAAUGGACUGAUGAGAUGGAUGCCAGGUUUAUAGACAAAAAAAUUGAGCGGACCAACAAAAAAGUAGAAACAGGAAAAAGCAUUUCGAACAAUGUGGAUCAUUGACACAAAAACAUGUUGGACACUCUAGUUAACAGAUUCAGAAAAAGUCAUCUUCAAUAACCUAACCAAAUUAUUACUGAAUUGAGACAAAACAAAUGUUUUGGACAAUGCAAAUCCUUGGGCUUUUAAAACAAUAUUUUGAGCAAAGCAGUUUUAAGUGUCAGAGCUGUACAUGUAAUGUUAGUGUGAUAAGCAAAAAAAACUGAUGUAAAGGAAUGUUAUUUCAUUAAAAGUACUUCACCUGGAUGAUGUUGAUGUGUUGAUACCAGUUGUGAGAAAUUGGAAUGGUUUAUGCAUCCAGUGUAAAGGAAUAGUUGGAAAAAAUUACAGGUCUCAUGAAAACUUUUAACUGAUCUCAACAAUUUUUCUAAGCCAUUUGUCAAAAACAUUUUCCAUGCAUUACAACACUUUUCAGGUCUUGAGGUUUUAACUGAGAAGCCAAGUGUGUAUGUGUGACGUGCUGAGAGUAUCCCCAGUGCAUACUUUAUUUACAUUUAUUUUCUUGUACCAGUAUUCAUGUAACCUGUAGGCUUACAUAAGCAUGAAAUACAGCCUUAGGCUUUACGUGUACAGAAGAAAGACUGCAAUUUGCAACCGUAAAAUUUAAACUUUGAAGUUUUUUAGUUUUUGGUGACCUUGGACAACUUACUUGCAGUCAAUACAAUUACAGCUUUUUUAAUUAGUGUUAAAUAAUUCUCUCAUUAAAUCAACUUGAGCCCACCUAUGUUAUAUUCGUCUUGCCAUUAUAUUUCAUCAGGGAACUGACCUUGUUCUACAUUCUCAUGUUAUUGCAGUAUUUGUGUAAACCAUAAUUUACAUAAAUUCAGUCUUGUUACAGUUUGUCAGUGAAUAGUUGUCAAAGUCUUUGUUACCAUUAUAUGGCUGCUAUGUUGCCAAUGGGGUGUAUAGCUACGUUCAUUCAGAUUUUACAUUUUUGUAAUUCAGUGUUAAUGUUACCUGUUUGUAUCUCAGUUUAUUAAAUACCAUGAGACAUGUGCAUGUAUUAUUGAUGAUGUGUAUGAAGAAGUAUAAUAUAGCAGUGAGUAUCCAAUAAGCAUAGUGGUCAGUCACUCAGAUAUGUCAGAUAUACAUAUAUGGGAAUAGUUAUGGUUUACAUGUACAGUCUAUGAUACUACAUCUGUGGUUCUGGUCAUAGGAGUGAUGUUUUCUGAUGUUUAGGCCUGACUUUACAGUCGUUACAAAGUUCAUGUGUAUGUAAAUACAGAAAGUAGUACUUUGUACAUAAUACAAUUCAUAAACGGUUUAAGCGACUUUUUGUUACCAUAUUGUGAUAGAUGUCCUGUGUAAUUAGUCAAUAAAAGCUGCAGUGCAGUCUUUUCAAGUUGGCAUCCUUGUGUCAUGUUAUGUGGUUGCUUCAGAACUCAUGGAAUGGUGUAUUCAAGGAAUAUCAUCUAUUCUGCUUACCUUAAUUCCUCAACCUUCUCACAUAUAAAAGAGUAUCUUUCAAUGCAAUUUAUGCAGGUUUUCAAUUUGAUUUUGGAGACAAAGAUACGUUUGUGUGGUUGACCAAUUUCAGGGCGUCACAAAAGUGUAUCUCCAUUAAUCUGUACAGUGAGAACAGGAAUUUAUGCAUUUCACGUCCAAGGCUAUGUCUGAAGUCGCUUGCUGCUACUCCUGGAACAAUAUAAUUAAAGCAAACAUAGAUAAAAUGUUUGAGUAACAUUAUUUGAGACUUAAACAAAAAAACAGCAGUUGAUCUAG